This is a messenger RNA of Rhodotorula toruloides NP11, 1992 nucleotides long. RefSeq names its product MFS transporter. Gene Ontology annotation, biological process: transmembrane transport. The record is from RefSeq and is a predicted model, not a curated record. Lineage: Eukaryota; Fungi; Basidiomycota; Microbotryomycetes; Sporidiobolales; Sporidiobolaceae. Gene Ontology annotation, molecular function: transmembrane transporter activity. The coding region runs from base 1 to 1992 and encodes 663 amino acids. Gene Ontology annotation, cellular component: membrane. The transcript has 10 exons.
AUGGUCUCGCCGCCGUCGCAGAGCGGGUCGGCAUACCCUCCGCCUACACAGUUCGCUCGGCAACAGUCUCGGACGCCUUUACUCGGCGGAAAGGCGGAUCUGCCGGUGCUGGGGACGUUCGGUGGACUGUCGACUGAUGAAGUCGAGCGAGGGAGGGAUAGCUUUGAGCGGCACGACGAGGACGAGAGUGGACUGUCUGAGGAUGGCUCAACGGGCGGACAAAGCGGGCACCCGAACCAGGUCGAAGGCAGCCUCACACCUCUCGAUGCGACGCUCGAGGAGAUCGGGAUGGGGCGUUACCAGUACUCGCUGCUCGUGCUGUGCGGUCUCGGCUGGAUGGCCGACAAUGCGACACUGCAGCUUAUCGCGGUGAUCCUCCCGCGAGUCCAGGAGCAUUGGCAGGUCGGCGACCGCUGGAUCGGUCUCCUUUCGACGAGCCUGUUCGCCGGCAUGAUGGCAAGUUCGGGUCUUGUCGGUGCUUGGGGCUGGGGCAGCUACUCCGACGCGAAGGGUCGCGUUCCCGCCUUCAACUUAACGCUCUGCGUCACUGCCGUCUUCAGCGUGGCGGCUGCCUUCGCCCCUUCGUUCGGGAUGCUGUGCCUCGCGCUCUUCUUGCUUGGAACGGGUGUCGGGGGCUCGAUGCCGACGGACGGCACUUUGUUCCUCGAGAACGUGCCGCGAUCCAGCCAUUACCUUCUUACCGCUCUCUCCGUCUUUUUUUCUCUCGGCGCGAUCAUUACUUCCCUCCUCGGUCUCGCCAUCCUGCCCCGAUACUCAUGCCCGCCCGUUCCUCCCGGCGGCGAGUCGACCUGCGACGUCAAGAAGGACAACAACGGCUGGCGCAUCAUGCUCUUCGCUCUCGGCGUAAUGACGAUGGUCAUGUUCCUCUGCCGCGUGCUCUUUUUCCGCCUGCACGAGUCGGCCAAGUAUCUCGUCGCCGCAGAACGCCCUUCUGCCGCCGUCUUCGCCUUACAGCGGAUAUCUCGUAUCAAUGGCCAGGAAGCGAAGUGGGACUUGCAGGACGUGGUGGACGACGAGGUCAGCGCACUAGCGAACGACGUCGACCGGUCCGACGGCAAGCUCAGCCCGCCAAGCUACGCUGCGACAGGGGAGACGACGCCCGAAAGUCGGCCCCUAUCCGCUUCGCCAUCCCUGCUUCCCACCUCGCCUCGCUCCCGAAACUUGGACGGCGACACCGACGAAGAAUCCGCCGACCUCUCGACCUUCUCUCUCCCUUCAUCCGUCUUCUCGUCGACUUCCGGUACUCCGCGGCUACGGAAAGACCAACCGGCUUGCAUCGACCGUCUUCCCGUUUCUUGGCGAAGCGGUGCGGACGAGUACCUCGCCAGGCUGGAUGAGCUACUUGAACCGAAGUGGAAGCGGACGACGACGCUGAUAUGGGUGAUAUGGACAUUGGCGAGUGCGGGAUACACGAUCUUCAACGUCUUCUUGCCCAAGUUCUUGGAGUCGAAGCUGUCAGAUGGCGGCCAACCGAGUAGUCAAGAGGCGACACUGCGAGAUUACGUCCUCUACACCGUCUCCGGCCUGCCCGGCUCGCUCCUCGGCGCCUACCUCGUCGAGACGUCUCUAGGUCGCGCCAAGACGCUCGCUUUCUCGACGCUCCUAACGUCGGCGGGGACUUUCGUCUUUGUCUUUGUUAGCUCGCAGUUUGGCGUCAUCGCGAGCAGUAUGGCGGUGUCCCUUGCAGCGACCCUCAUGUACGCCGUGAUCUACUCCAUCACGCCCGAAAUCUUCCCAACCUCGCUCCGAGGAACGGCCUGCGGCAUCGCGUCCGCCCUUUCCCGCCUCGCCGGCAUCGUCGCUCCCCUCCUCACCGGCGCCCUCCUCAGCCUCAGCAGUACCGCCCUCCCCCUUCUCCUCAGCGCAGUAUGCUUCUUCACGACGGCGGCGUGCGCCUGGGGCUUGCGGAGCAUCGAGGAACGGUUGAGGCGCAAAAAGGGCGGCGGGGGAGCCCCUGUGCUGGCUCACUAG